CAGGGAGACAAAGUCCACCAGCUACAUGUUGUUACUUAACCAAGGUGUCCAGUCAUCACGCUACUCCGACUCCAUUUUGGGAAAGAGAGCAGUCGAGAGAUUCUUGUGGGCCGGGGCUGUUCAAUUACAAAUUCUGAUUUUCGAACCAAGAAAUGAGACAGAUUUUCAAACCAAGGAGUGAAGCUGGGCCAUAUAUGUUCAGCUGGUAAGCACAGCUUGUCAUGACGAGAUUUAUCUGGAUGCAAUGAGGAGUGGCUGAAACAUGGAGAAACGAGUCAAGAUACAACAGGAAGCCAGUCUAAAGGGGCAAAGAGAGAGAGCAGACCAGUGAGAGAAACAAGAGGGAAGAACAGGGAGACAAAGUCCACCAGCUACAUGUUGUUACUUAACCAAGGAGUCCAGUCAACACGCUACUCCGACUCCAUUUUGGGAAAGAGAGCAGUCGAGAGAUUCUUGUGGGCCGGGGCUGUUCAAUUACAAAUUCUGAUUUUCGAACCAAGAAAUGAGACAGAUUUUCAAACCAAGGAGUGAAGCUGGGCCAUAUAUGUUCAGCUGGUAAGCACAGCUUGUCAUGACGAGAUUUAUCUGGAUGCAAUGAGGAGUGGCUGAAACAUGGAGAAACGAGUCAAGAUACAACAGGAAGCCAGUCUAAAGGGGCAAAGCUCAUUCCAUCAUGAGAGGCCUCCAUCACCUGUGCCCACUUGUGUGUCCAUGAAGAGUGACUGGUCAGAGGAUCGCAUCAUAUAUUUCAAACAGGAUGAUGGAACAAGCUCAUUCCAUCAUGAGAGGCCUCCAUCACCUGUGCCCACUUGUGUGUCCAUGAAGAGUGACUGGUCAGAGGAUCGCAUGAUAUACUUCAAACAGGAUGAUGUCACAGAUGGAACAAGAGGCCAAAUGGAAGGAUGCAAACCAGCCAGUGACCAGAUUACCCAGGGGGACCUCAAGCACAUAUUCCAGGUGCUCGAGGAGAAGAUCAUCACCUUUGUUAAGAAUGAGCUGAGGAGAUUCAGGAAUAUUGUGAGUCCAGAUUACCAAGAAACAUUUGAGGGUAAACAGUGGGAUGAGAGUGAUGCCAGAGAGGGGACUCUCAAGAUUGCACUGCACUUCCUGAGGAACAUGAAGGAGAAACAUAUUGCUGACAAACUGCAAGAAAAUGAAAAGGAUGUGGUUUGUCAAACAGAGCUGAAGCGAAAUCUCAUGAACAAGUACCAGAGUGUGUUUGAAGGCAUACCCAAGCAAGGGAGCUGUGCUCUGCUGGAAAAGAUCUACACAGAGGUCUACAUCACAGAGGGAGGAAGUGGAAAAGUAAAUGAGGAGCAUGAAGUCAGGCAGAUUGAGUCCAUAUCCAAGAGACCAGCUGGACAGGAGACAUCAAUCAAAUGCAGAGACAUCUUCAAGCCCUUACCUGGCCAAGACAAACCAAUCAGAAGUGUCAUCACAAAGGGAGUAGCUGGCAUUGGCAAAACCGUCUCAGUUCAAAAGUACAUCCUGGAUUGGGCUGAGGGAAAAGAGAACCAGGAUGUCCACUUCAUAUUUCCACUGCCUUUUCGGGAGCUCAACCCCAUGAAAGACAAACCGCUCUCUUUUAUAAAACUUCUCCACCAUUUUUUCUCAGAAAUGAAGCAAUUAACUUUUCCCACCCAGGGGAAGUACAAAGUGUUGUUCAUCUUUGACGGACUUGAUGAGUGUCGACUCCAACUAGACUUCCAGAAAAAUUCAGUCUUGACUGAAGUGACAGAGGUCACUUCAUUGGAUAUUCUGCUGACAAAUCUCAUCAAGGGUAAUCUGCUUCCCUCUGCUCUGCUUUGGAUCACUUCUCGACCCGCAGCAGCCAAUCAAAUUCCACCUCAGAACGUCGACCGGGUCACAGAAGUACAAGGAUUCAGCAACCCUCAAAAGGAGGAGUACUUCAGGAGGAGAAUCUGUGAUCAGACUCUUGCCAGCAAAGUCUUCGCUCACAUCAGAUCAUCAAAAAGCCUCCACAUUAUGUGCCACAUACCAGUGUUUUGCUGGAUUGCUGCUACUGUGCUUGAAUUUCUUCUCAAGACUGAAGGACAUAAGAAAGUUCCAAAGACUUUGACAGAAAUGUACACGUAUUUCCUUGUUUUUCAAACCAAGCAGAGGAGUCUGAAGCUUGAAGGAAGUUAUGACACAGAUCCACAGUGGAACCGGGCUAGUCUCCUUGCUCUUGGAAAGUUGGCCUAUGACCAGCUGCAGAGGGGUAACCUGAUCUUUUAUGAAAACGACCUGAAAGAGAGUGGAAUUGAUGUCAAAGAGGCAGCAGUACACAGUGGCAUUUGCACCCAAAUCUUUCGAGAAGAGUCAGGCCUUCAUCAGGAAAAGUUGUACUGCUUUGUUCAUCUGAGCAUCCAGGAGUAUCUUGCCGCUUUGUAUGUAAUGCUGAUGUUUAUAACUGAAAGGAUGGAUCUCAUGACCCAAAAGCAAGCCACCAGAACGAUCAUAAGCAGACCAGCACACAAAUCCAUGGCCACCUUACAGAAAAGUGCUGUGGACAAAGCCUUGGAACAUGAAGAUGGGCGCUUUGAUCUUUUCCUCCGUUUCCUGCUUGGCCUCUCUCUGGAAUCCAACCAGAGACUCCUACAUGGACUACUGCAAAAAGUACAGGAUGAAAGCAGACAGGAAAUACCCAGUUACAUCAAGACAAAAAUCAGAGAGAUUCCAUCAUCAGAAAGAGUUAUCAACCUCUUCCACUGUCUGAAUGAAAUCAAUGAUCACUCUUUAGUGGAGGAGGUCCAGAGCUUCCUGAGUGCAGGGACACUUUCUGCAGCCAAACUGUCAUCCACACAGUGGUCAGCUCUCGUGUUUGUACUUCUGACAUCAGAAGAAAAGCUGGAUGUGUUUGACUUGAAGAAGUACAUCAGGUCUGAUGAAUGUCUCCUAAGGCUGCUGCCAGUAGUGGAGGAAUCCCAAAAGGCUCUGCUUAACAGCUGUAGGCUCACUGAGAGGAGCUGUGCAGGUCUGGCAUCUGUCCUCAACAAAGCAUCUUCAAAGCUGAAACAUCUGGACCUCAGUGACAACAGUAUUGGAGAUACUGGGGUCCAACACUUGUGUAGUGGAUGGGGUGACCCAAGCUGUGCACUGGAGAAACUUGGGCUCUCUGACUGCAGUAUCACAGAGAAGGGCUAUGCUAGUCUGGCUUCAGCCCUGAGGUUAAAUCCCAAAUACCUCAGAGAGCUUGACCUCAGAGGAAAUGAUCCAGGGAAAUCUGGAGUCAAACUGCUUUUAGACCUAAAGGACGACCCACAGUGUACACUGACAAAUGUCCAGUUCCUGAAAAGUAGUGCUGCUGAGGAAGCCUGUGCUGCUGUGGCUUCAGCUGUGGGUUCAAACCCCUUACUCAUGACUGAGCUGGAUCUGAGUGGGCGCAUACCAGGAGCCUUGGGAGUGACUCAGCUGUGUGCUUUACUGCAGGAUCCCCACUGCACACUGCACACAUUACGGCUCUCUGACUGCAGUAUCACAGAGAAGGGCUAUGCUAGUCUGGCUUCAGCCCUGAGGUUAAAUCCCAAAUACCUCAGAGAGCUUGACCUCAGAGGAAAUGAUCCAGGGAAAUCUGGAGUCAAACUGCUUUUAGACCUAAAGGACGACCCACAGUGUACACUGACAAAUGUCCAGUUCCUGAAAAGUAGUGCUGCUGAGGAAGCCUGUGCUGCUGUGGCUUCAGCUGUGGGUUCAAACCCCUUACUCAUGACUAAGCUGGAUCUGAGUGGGCGCAUACCAGGAGCCUUGGGAGUGACUCAGCUGUGUGCUUUACUGCAGGAUCCCCACUGCACACUGCACACAUUACGCCUGCAGAACUGCAGCAUUGGAGAGGAAGGCUUCAGAGCUCUUGCAUCAGCACUGAGAUCAAACCCCUCACACAUGAGAUUGCUGUGGCUGGGUGAGAAUAAUGCAGGAGACUCAGGAGUGAAGCAUCUUUCUUCUCUUCUGGAGGAUCCCAACUGUAAACUGGAGGAACUAGGCCUGCAGAACUGCAGCAUUGGAGAGGAAGGCUUCAGAGCUCUUGCAUCAGCACUGAAAUCAAACCCCUCACACAUGAGAGAGCUGUGGCUGAGUGGGAAUAAAGCAGGAGACUCAGUAGUGAAGCAUCUUUCUUCUGUUCUGGAGGAUCCCAACUGUAAACUGGAGAAACUACGCCUGCAGAACUGCAGUAUUGGAGAGGAAGGCUUCAGAACUCUUACAUCAGCACUGAGAUCAAACCCCUCACACAUGAGAGGGCUGUGGCUGAGUGGGAAUAAAGCAGGAGACUCAGGAGUGAAGUAUCUUUCUUCUCUUCUGGAGGAUCCCAACUGUAAACUGGAUACACUAGAACUGCAGAGCUGCAGUAUAACAGAUGAAGGUUUCAGAGCUUUAGCAUCAGCACUGAGAUCAAACCCAUCAGCCCCCAGAGAGCUCCAUCUGGAGGGGAAUCAGCCUGGACCCUCAGCACAGCAGCUGUUCUCUGAACUACAGAAACAUCCAAACUGUAAACAUUUAAAAAUAUAUGGGCCCUAAAUGAAUCCAUCCCAUUUAUAAUCCACAAUAAAUAUUAUUUACACUGUUCACAAUAAGUGUCACGUUGGCACUAUAUGAAGUUGAAAAUGUUCACUCUGAAGGCUGUAUUGUGCUGUAUCUGAGUCCAUCACUCAUGUAUACUCAUUGUUUUUGGGUUGCUUUCCUUCUCACGUACAGUCUGUUCAUACACACACACACACACACACACACACACACACACACACACACACACGAAACAAGUGCCGAUGAGAACUCUUUGCUAUAAAAGAUCCCUUUACAAAUGUAUUGCUUCGUUUAAUUUGUGAUCCCUGAAUGUACAAUACAUGACUGUUCUCUUCAUCAGAUGUUCUCCAUUUUGAUACUCUUAAAUGUCAAGUAUUGUGAUUUUGAUACAUGCAUAUACUGACCAUAUACUGAUCCGAUCAUUCUGAUAUACUGUAUAUACUGGGUGAUUCUUGUAAUAAACUUUGAGGCUUUUGAGAACAUA
Molecule: messenger RNA, 5002 nt
Organism: Alosa alosa (allis shad)
Lineage: Eukaryota; Metazoa; Chordata; Actinopteri; Clupeiformes; Clupeidae
Product: NACHT, LRR and PYD domains-containing protein 12-like
Exons: 18
Coding region: 613-4515 (1300 amino acids)
Molecular function (GO): protein binding
Source: RefSeq, a predicted model, not a curated record